Molecule: messenger RNA, 1939 nt
Organism: Halteromyces radiatus
Lineage: Eukaryota; Fungi; Mucoromycota; Mucoromycetes; Mucorales; Cunninghamellaceae
Product: CTP synthase
Exons: 3
Coding region: 128-1816 (562 amino acids)
Biological process (GO): CTP biosynthetic process; pyrimidine nucleobase biosynthetic process
Cellular component (GO): cytoplasm; cytoophidium
Molecular function (GO): CTP synthase activity; identical protein binding
Source: RefSeq, a predicted model, not a curated record
AACUUUCCUUUCUUUUGUAUUGUUGAAAGGCACCCUAUAUUCAUUGUACAUUCCUUUCAUUUUAUCUUCUUUUUUCUUAUAUAUAUUUUUUUCUUAUUAAAAACCUAUUUUUCUUAUUAUUGUUCUAAUGACCAAAUAUAUUAUUGUCUCUGGUGGUGUGAUUUCUGGUAUUGGUAAAGGUGUUAUUGCUUCCAGUACUGGUACUUUAUUGAAGAGCUUGGGUUUACGGGUUACUGCUAUCAAGAUUGAUCCCUAUUUGAACAUUGAUGCUGGUUUAAUGAGUCCUUUGGAUCAUGGUGAAGUGUUUGUCUUAUCUGAUGGUGGAGAAGUAGAUCUUGAUUUGGGUAAUUAUGAACGUUUCUUGGAUGUAGAAUUGAGUCGUAUCAACAACAUCACUACUGGCAAGAUUUAUAGUGAAGUGAUCGAAAAGGAACGUAAAGGUGAUUAUUUGGGCAAGACUGUGCAAGUGGUACCUCAUAUUACAGAUGCAAUUCAAAACUGGGUGGAACGCGUGGCUACCAUGCCUGUGGAUGAUUCUGGUGAACAACCUGAUGUGUGUAUCAUUGAAUUGGGUGGUACUGUGGGUGAUAUUGAAUCUGCUCCCUUUGUUGAAGCCAUGCGUCAAUUCCAAUUCCGUGUAGGUCAUGACAACUUUUGUUUGAUUCAUGUCUCCUUAGUUCCUGUGGUUGGCUCAGUGGGUGAACAAAAGACAAAGCCUACUCAAAUGAGUAUCCGUGAUCUCCGUGGUGCUGGUUUAUCUCCUGAUUUGAUUGCUUGUCGAUCCUCUAAACCUUUGGAUGAAAGUGUUGCUUCCAAGAUCUCCAUGUUUUGCCAUGUUGCUCCUGAACAAGUCUUGGCUGUUCAUGAUGUCGCCUCUGUUUAUCAUGUUCCUAUGUUGAUGCGUGAUAGCGGUGUUGUCGAAUUUUUCCGUCGUCGUCUCAAUCUGGAUCAAGUCGUUAUUCCUGAAUCUCGUCGUCUUGCUGGUGAAGCUGUAUGGUCAAAGUGGACUGAAUUGGCUGCUAAUCAAGAACGUUUGUUUGAAACAAGUACAAUUGCAGUUGUUGGUAAAUAUACUUCGCUCCAUGAUUCUUAUAUCUCUGUAGUCAAAGCUUUGGAACAUGCUAGUUUGGCUGUUAAGCGCAAGUUGCAAAUCAAAUGGAUUGAAGCUACUGAUUUGGAACCUGAAGCACUCAAGACUGAUCCUAUCAAAUUCCAUGAAUCAUGGCAAAACCUUUGCUCUGCUGAUGGUAUUCUUGUACCUGGUGGUUUUGGUAAUCGUGGUAUUGAAGGUAUGGUAUUGGCUGCUAAAUGGGCUCGUGAAAAUAAGGUACCUUAUUUGGGUAUUUGUCUUGGUAUGCAAAUUGCUGUGAUGGAAUUCGCUCGUAACGUAUGUGGUAUUGAAAAUGCUCAUUCGGCCGAAUUCUUCCCUGAUUGUGAAAAUCCUGUGGUGGUCUAUAUGCCUGAAAUCUCAAAAACUCAUAUGGGUGGUACCAUGCGUCUUGGCGUGCGUCCUACUUUGUUCCAACCUGGUUCUGAAGAUUCUCGUGUUCGCAAGCUUUACGAUAAUAAGACCUCUAUUGAUGAACGUUAUCGUCAUCGUUAUGAAGUCAAUCCUGAUCGUGUGCCUGAAAUGGAAUCUCAAGGUCUUCGUUUUGUCGCCAAGGAUGAUACUGGUGAUCGUAUGGAAAUCGUUGAAUUAGCUGAUCAUCCUUAUUUUGUUGGUUGUCAAUUCCAUCCUGAAUAUUUGACUCGUCCUUUGAAACCUUGUCCUACCUUUUUGGGUCUCCUCAAAGCUACCACUGGUGAAAAGCUCUAAUCUUCUUUAUUUUUAGUCAUUACUCUAUUUUUUUUUAUUUUAUAUUAUUGUGUAUAUAUACUCCAUAGAAUUUCUUUAUCAUUUUCUUCAUCUCUUUUUUUUUUUUUUUCGUUUUGUUUCAUC